Molecule: messenger RNA, 942 nt
Organism: Peronospora belbahrii
Lineage: Eukaryota; Oomycota; Peronosporomycetes; Peronosporales; Peronosporaceae
Source: the annotation of a GenBank genome assembly
AUGACAAUCUCACGAGGUGUUUAUAAUCAGCUCUUUGAACAAGCACCUGAUGCAACUGAUGGUAGUAAAGAAAAAAUAAUUCGUCUACGUCCUACAGAAGCCAAAGCAGGUGCUAUAGUGAUGUCAGCAAAGAGUAAAAUUCAAAUGUGGACAAAAGAAGAACAUGAUCGAUUCCUUGCAGCCUUGGAAAAAUUUCCUGCUGGUCCAUGGAAGAAAGUGGCGGAUUAUAUUGGUACGAAAACACCUCGACAGACGAUGACUCAUGCUCAAAAGUAUCGUCAGAAGAUUCAUCGUCGACAGAGAGGUUUGCGUAAUCAGAAGAAGAACGUGAAGAAUGAGAAUACUCUUGAUAAGACGACUACAAACAGCACUGGAUGCCCUGCAUUACCAAUGGACACGAAGGAAGGUCUGAAGGUCGAGUCAAACACUAUUGUAUCGCCCUAUGGUGUGGCUGAUUUACAACUCAAACCAGGCGCAAAAGCUGCUGUGGCUGCAGUAGCAGGUGCCACCAAUGAUCAAUUACUGACCAUUUUGGCUCAGCAAGCCACGACGAUUCAUGAUAAACCAGAGUCGAUGGAACUUGAUCAAGGGACAAUGGAGGUGGACCUCUUAGUCUCGCCUAAGGCUACAGCUGUGGACGACAAUGACGGUUCUGCUAACAACAACUUGCCCUCGCUGGCCGAGAUUUUGCAUUUAGGUGGUGGUGAAGGACAGACUGCGGCUACUUUGGAGACCCAAGAGACCACACAGUCAGUAGCCAAGGACAGUAGCGAUCCAACGGCUGAGACCAAGCUGAAGGUAGAAACAGUGACCACUGAGACGAAGACUGAGACGCAGAUCCGACCGAAAGACUGCAAGUGCAAGUGCAGUUGCAGCUUACACGGCAAAGAGAACGUGAAAGUGAAUGCGACGACGACGCAGACCGAGUCGGAGGAAAGCUAA